AUGUUUUUUCGAACCCUCUUCAGCAAGUAUCAGCAAUCGCUUGCCAAAAGACCAAUCACCACAAAUAUGUGCUCUACAGGGGUAAUAUUCGGCUGUGGUGAUGCUCUUGCCCAACUCUUAUUUCCAAAUCAACCUCUUGCAACCGAUAACCCUGAACAUUCUGAUUAUGUUGCCCACACUAAUCCUAAAAACUUGCAAUUUGAUUUUUCUCGUACUUUACGUUCAGUGAUUUACGGCAGUGUGAUUUUUUCUCCGGUUGGAUUCCAUUGGUACAAAUUUAUUUCUGGGGUCCGCUCUCCUAUCAGGUUAGCGGCUGGAUCCACCUCUAGGCUUCAAAAAGCGUUGGACUUAUUUACCAGAGUUUCAGUUGACCAGAUAAUAUUUUCUCCUCUUGCAGUGGGGAUGUAUUUUUCAGUGAUGCCAUUGUUAGAAACAGGGUCCUGGAGUGAAAUGAAGGAGAGACUCGAAGAAAAUUUCAAACUCACAUUACUCACUAAUUGGAAAGUUUGGCCGAUCUUCCAAUUGUUCAAUCUCAGUAUCGUGCCCCUUGAAUUCCGUUUGAUUAGCUCAAAUAUCCUCGGGGUCUUUUGGAAUUGUUUCUUGAGUUAUCAAAAUAACAAGAGAAGUAGUGACUCACAAUUACCGGUUUAUAGUCCUCCAGUUCCAGAGUGA
This is a messenger RNA of Saccharomycopsis crataegensis, 672 nucleotides long. RefSeq names its product ethanol metabolism protein. The record is from RefSeq and is a predicted model, not a curated record. The transcript has a single exon. Gene Ontology annotation, cellular component: membrane; cytoplasm; mitochondrion. Bases 1 to 672 code for a protein of 223 amino acids. Lineage: Eukaryota; Fungi; Ascomycota; Saccharomycetes; Ascoideales; Saccharomycopsidaceae.